Suncus etruscus (white-toothed pygmy shrew) is the source of this 1902-nucleotide messenger RNA. Its product is annotated as Fc receptor-like protein 4. Gene Ontology annotation, biological process: cell surface receptor signaling pathway. The transcript is spliced from 11 exons. NCBI's taxonomy places the organism in Eukaryota, Metazoa, Chordata, Mammalia, Eulipotyphla, Soricidae. The record is from RefSeq and is a predicted model, not a curated record. The coding region runs from base 1 to 1902 and encodes 633 amino acids. Gene Ontology annotation, molecular function: transmembrane signaling receptor activity.
AUGGGGACAACAAAGUCCUCAGUUUUCUCUCAGCCUUUAGACAUCAGCUUACUCAUAUCUCCUCAACCUACUUCUUCAGCUGCACAACAGUCAGUGAUCUUCCUCAAUCCUCCAUGGACUACCUUCUUCCAAGGAGAGAGAGUGAAUAUGACUUGCCAUGGAUCUCAUGACUAUGUAGCAGGGGAAACAUCAAAAUAUCAUUGGUAUCAUGGGAAAAAAACACAUGUAGCUACAGGAAAAACCCUCCAGGUCCGUGUAUCUGGACAGUACAAAUGCCAGGCGCCAGGCUCACUCCAAAGUAAGCCAGUGAAUUUGUUGUUUUCUAAAGAAUCCCUUAUCCUUCAAGCACCAAGCUCUGUGUUUGAAGGUGACAGGUUGCUUCUGAGAUGCAAGAAAAGGGCAAGAGAGAAAUUGACUGCUGUGCAAUAUACCUAUUAUGGAAAAAGUAUUUCUAUUCCUAACAACAUCUCGGAUCUUUUGAUACCUCAAGCUAGUUCAAAACACAAUGGCAGGUACCAGUGCUCUGGCACUAUGAACAAGUAUAAAUUUAAAUCAAAUGCAAAGAUUAUUAAAAUUCAAGAACUAUUUACACUUCCAACACUAAAAAUCACAGCCUUCCAGCCGGAAGAGGGAAGCUCUGUCACACUCAGCUGUGAAGUACAGCUUCCACUGGAGAGGCGCAAUACUCUGCUCCACUUCAUGUUCUUCAGAGAAAAUGAGGUCAUCUUGUCAGAAUGGAGCAGCUCUCCAGAACACCAGAUCGCCACCAUCUGGAAAGAAGACUCAGGAGCUUAUAAAUGUGGUGUUGAAACUGUGAAUGACAGUAUUCUCAAGUACAGCCCUCCAAGACAGAUCCAUGUGCAGAGAAUCCCUGUGUCUGGUGCACUUCUGGAGACUCGACCCCAGAAGGCUCAUGCAUUUCAAGGGAAGACAUUAGUCCUUGUCUGUUCUGUGGCAAAUGGCACAGGGAUCACCACGUUUUUCUGGUACAGAGAGGACACAAAGGAGAGCCUAGGAAGGAAAAGUGGGCGUUUCCAGAGAGCAGAGUUGGAGACCCCUGUAAAGAGCCAUUCAGGGAGCUACUACUGUACAGCGGACAAUGGCUAUGGCCCCAUCCACAGUGUACCUGUGAAUGUCACGAUAAGCGCCUCACUCCCUCUUACACAGGGGCUCAAGGACGAGCUGCCUACAAGUAGAAAGCAAUGCUCUUGCCCCCACCCUCAGCCUAGCUCUCGAGGAGGUCUCAUGAUUCCAAAUCACUUGCUUUCCCUCGUCCCAGAUCUCGUAUUUAGAGCCAAACUGAGGAAAGAUCCCAGGUACAACCUUCUCUUGCUGGAGCUAAAAACCCCUCCCACAUCAAGUGCACCUCCUGCCACGUGUUCUGCCUCCUUGGAGUUACAACUAUUGGAUAGCAAUGCACAACCCAAAAAGGAAGACCUGGUGUACUCGAAGGUCCAGAUGAUUCAUCUCAAAGAAGAGAAUGGGCCAGACCGCGCCCCGCAAUCCACCUUCUGGGUGCGAUUCCUCCACUUGCUCGCAAUCUUUUGCGUCUGGUGGCGAUGCUGCGAGCGCACAGGCGGCGGGAAGCGUGGGCCAGGGAGCUUGGAGAUGAAGAAGCUGGAGAUGGAACCGGGUCGACCGGCGGCGUGCAAGGGAAAUACUAAGUUUGUGUGUGGAAACUCGACUGCACAGCUGCACAGUGGGGUACUGCGUGUGCGCUCUUAUCUAAAAAUCCUUGCCAGCUGCUUUUCACCCCAGUAUCCCACCUCAGCAAAGGCAACAUCAAGAUGCAGGCCCAAUGCUGAGGAGCAUCAGGGUCGAAGGAAAAUGCAGUUUGGAGCACAACUCACACCUGCACUGCAGCUCCAGCCCUUCCUGGGAUGUCUGGCUGUCAGUCUCUGA